Schistosoma mattheei is the source of this 1440-nucleotide messenger RNA. The record is from the annotation of a GenBank genome assembly. Lineage: Eukaryota; Metazoa; Platyhelminthes; Trematoda; Strigeidida; Schistosomatidae.
AUGAAUUCUAUGAUUUCUAAUGAAACGUGGAAUUCAUCUCUUUGGAAUCAAUCACAAAUUUUAUCAUCAUUAUCAUCAUUCCCAUCAUCGUCAUCAUCAUCAUCAUCUUUUUUAGUAGUCACACAAGUUGAUGUUACAGAUUUACAAGUUUAUGUAAUACUUAAGCAUUAUUUACCAAUUCCAAUAUUUAUUGUUAGUAUAUUAUGCAUUUUAGUCACACUGAUUGCAGUUACACAACGUGGUUUAUGGCGAACUACAGUUACAUAUAUUAUUGUAUUAGCUAUUGUUGAUUUAUUCACUUUAAUAUCAUUAUGUAUACUUUCUAUGGAUUUUUUUAUUAUACCAGCUUUACCUGAAGGAUUAUUUACAAGAGUUUAUUUUCUAGUUGAAACAAUAUUGGGUGAAUUAGUUGAUACAUUAUUAUUAAUAUCAAAUUGGUUAACCGUACUUAUUGCUACUGAACGUUAUCUUGCUGUAUGUCAUCCAUUAAAAGUACGUUUUAUCGACUGUAAAUAUCGACGUAUUUUUAUUAUACUUGUUAUUUUCUUUAGUGUAUUAAUCAAACUACCCGGAUUUAUUAUAUUAGGAUUCGCAAAAGAGAUUAAUUCAUCAUAUACUAUUAUAAUAUUGAGAAAGAUUUAUAUCUGGAUAGUACAAAUUUUAUUAUUUUUAAUAAUUCCAUUUAGUAUAUUGACAUUUGUCAAUGUACGUCUAAUACAAACUGUACGUAAUUCAUUACAGUUAAUUAAUCAACGAUGUAAAAAAACAAAUAAAGAAUCCGUUUUAUCUUCAAAUUCUACUCAAAGUGACACUGGAAUAAGGCGUAGAAUUACAUUAUGUUAUCCAUAUUUAUCUUGUUGUAUUUCAUCUACUUCAAAUAAUAUUUAUUCAUUUCAUCAAUGUUCCAAUUCAUUUUAUAAAAUAUUUUGUUGUAAUUGUUUUAAUUUAUCAACGAAACCGGUAAAUAAUUGUCAACUUCAACAUAAUCAACAACAAUCAAAUCAAUCAAAGAGAAUUUCAAAGAAAAAUGAAUUAGUUCAAGUGAAUGAUUCAUCACCAGUAACAAGUCCAACAAGUUUAACAGCAAGUGAACCUACAGGUGCUCAAUUAGGACGUACUCAAAGAGAAGAGAAAAAGAUUACAAUUACAUUAAUUUGUUUAAUUGUAACAUUUUUUAUUUGUCAAGGUCCAUUUGUAUUAACAACUGUUAUUAUGCGUUUUAGUAGUACAGGAUUUUAUUUAUCUGAUACAAAUAAAAUUAUUAAUAACACUUUAUUAUUAUGUAAUACAUUUACAGAUCAAAAUCAUAUUGAAACAAUAACACCAAAUAAACCAUUUGGUUUUGUAGAUUAUAUAAAUCCUAUAUCUGUGAUUGCAUUAGCUUUAAAAAGUGAUUUAUCAUUUUUCUUUUAUUGUUGGUUUUGUGAUCGAUUUUAUUAG